CUCUGUUCAGUGUUCUGACCUGCAGAGGGCAUGCUGGAGUCACUGGUUUUGUAUCCAGGGGUUCACUGAAUGGCAUGGUUGUAUGUAAAGAGGCAGGGCAUGAACAGAGAGACACACAGGGUUUCUUCUUGCUGCUCUCAGUAGAGGAGAGACUCCAGUUGUACACAGUCGGUCUGUGGUGGAAAUACACACUGCGUAUAUUUCUCUUAACCGCAUAAAUUCAGCUGUUAGGGAUCGGCAGCUUGAGGAGAGGGCUUUCUGUGAGGACUGCAGCAGACACUGAGGAAAAGAUUUUUACACGACUACUCAGAAGAAAACGAUUGGCUGAGGGUCCCCUGACAGAACCAAACCUCCUGAUGUUUGCUCAAGCUGACAAUCAAGAGAUGUUGCCCUGAUUGCUGUUUGUCAGGCACAGCUUUUCAUUAAGCAAGAUGUCAACCACAACAGAAAAUGGGAUGGGAGGGCCUUGGAGCACAAGCAGAGAGAAAACAUACAAAAAGACCACGUCAUCGGCCUUGAAGGGGGCCAUUCAGCUCGGUAUUGGCUAUACAGUGGGCAAUCUCACCUCCAAGCCUGACAGAGACGUGCUUAUGCAAGACUUCUAUGUGGUGGAGAGUGUCUUUCUCCCCAGUGAGGGAAGCAACUUGACCCCAGCACAUCACUAUCCUGACUUCCGCUUCAAGACCUACGCCCCACUGGCCUUCCGCUACUUCAGGGAUCUGUUCGGCAUUAAACCAGACGACUACCUGUACUCCCUGGUGAAUGAGCCUCUGAUUGAGCUGACCAACCCGGGGGCAAGCGGCUCUCUCUUCUACCUAACCAGCGAUGACGAGUUCAUCAUUAAAACCGUCCAGCAUAAAGAGGCCAAGUUCCUGCAGAGAUUGCUACCUGGAUACUAUAUGAACCUGAACCAGAAUCCACGCACACUGUUGCCCAAAUUCUACGGACUGUACUGCAUCCAGUCGGGAGGCAUCAACAUCCGACUGGUAGUGAUGAACAACGUGCUGCCACGCUCCGUCAAAAUGCACUACAAAUACGACCUGAAGGGAUCCACCUACAAGAGACGAGCGUCCAGAAAAGAGAGAGAGAAGGCUUGUCCGACCUACAAAGACCUGGACUUCCAGGAUAUGCAUGAAGAAGGGCUUUACUUCGACGCAGAGACAUACAACAAUCUAAUGAAGACCCUGCAGAGAGACUGUCGGGUGCUGGAGAGUUUUAAGAUCAUGGAUUACAGCCUGCUGCUGGGUGUGCACGUCCUGGACCAGAACCAGAGAGAUGGGGGCGAGCAGGGCCAGGCAGGGGGGGACGGGAGGAGACCCGUGGCUCAGAGGGUGCUUUACUCCACUGCCAUGGAGUCCAUCCAGGGAGACGGCAAGGCUGCUGAAGCUCUCACCACAGAUGACACGAUGGGUGGUAUCCCUGCCAAAACACACAGAGAAGAAAAGCUACUCAUCUUCCUGGGUAUCAUAGAUAUUCUACAGUCAUACAGAUUCAUUAAAAAGUUGGAACAUUCAUGGAAAGCCCUGGUGUACGAUGGCGACUCUGUCUCGGUGCAUCGGCCCGGGUUUUACGCCAGCCGCUUCCUCAAGUUCAUGAGCACACGGGUCUUCAGGAAGACUCAACCAAUUCGAUUCUCCCCUUCAAAGAGGACGCGUACUUCUAUCCCAGCUCUGAAGUCGUCCUCACAGGAGAUUCUUUCAUCGCAGGCAGAUGAGAGGAACGAGGAGGACAGGAGGGACAGGCUGGGAGGAGCUUACAGUCUGGCUAGUCUGGACGGACAAGCUGUGUUUGGCUCGUACCUGCGUCCUGAUCUGGUCCCUGCCAACCCGUCCUUCUACGAGGGCUCCUCCAUGGGAACCAUCUCCACUUCCUCCAUCUUUGUCAAUGUGGACAACCAAACACAAGAGAGAGAUGACGUUGCAUCCAGCUCUACGUUUACCCUGGAGGACAGUGCUAUCUGCCUCACUUCAGAGCAGAGCACCAUGGAUGUGGACAUAGACCGUGAUGAUGGAUCUGUUCUCGACGUCUACUUGUGAAAAUAGCAGCUUUACAACCUUCCCUUCCUCCUGCCAAUCAUAAGACAAUCGCCACACUCCAUUGGACGGGCAAGCUGGCCUUUGACUCCACUUCCAGUGCUGCUAGAUCCAUGUUGCCACUUGUAUUGCCAACACAUAAAAAGACUGAGAUUCUCCAUUGGUUGAUGGACUAAAAGAAGACACCAACAGAGUCACAGCCAUGGACAUCUGCAGGAACCAUGUGAAAUAUCAUGGAUGUGAUGAACAUCAGGCUGAACUGAGUGUCGCUUUUUAGAGCAUGCAUCAACGCAGUGCCAUUAAGUUUUAUAUAUGUAUACUGUUUUCAUGGCCUACACAAAGACCUAAACAUUUACUGUAUAUACAUACGAGGAGAGGUAGAUACAUUUCUUUAAAUGUUUUUUUCUGCUGACGAGAAUUGAAUGAAGGAGACUUUCUAGUUUGCAACUUCAUUGGUUGCUAAUCAGAAGAGAAAAUGUUUACAGUGAAUUUAUGAUGGCAUCUUUGUCCCCGAUGAACGGGGAUGUGACAGUGUCACACAAAGGACACAAGCCAGUUUGUUGCCACAGCCAACACAAAUGAGAAAAGACUCACAUGAACAGACUUGAUGGAUUCUGAAGCUCCUGAGGCCCAACACAGACUGUGACGUGGCUAAAGUGGCCACCUCAUCCUAUUCCUAACUGGGCUGUUAUUUGUGCUGCCCUGACAGGAACCUGAAGCCCUGGCGAAGGACUGCUGUUAAGUGAGAAAAGACAGUUACUGGAUGUUGGAUGAAGCACAGAGCGGAAGGAUGAUGCAUUCGCUCUUGAUAAAAAGGCACUUUUGACAUUGGUUAUGAUUACUGUAAGAAAUAUUUUUCUCUGAAGAAGUUGCUUAAGUGGGUGGGCUACCUGACAUAAGCACAGAUUUGGAUAUGUGAAUAUGCACUUUUUUUUCUUCCUCUUUUUACUCUACAGAUGCACACCUCUGUAAGUCAUUGAUACUACAUGUACAGAGACAGUGACGGAACAUUGUAGAUCAUUUCUGAUGUGGAGCUACUAGUUUUGUGAGGUUUGUGUCAUGAAAUGCUUUUACUCAGGAUAUCCUUUGAUACUGAAUAAGUGUGUCCUCUUUAAGAAGUUCUGAGACAUGCCUCCUACACUUAGAAGCUGUCCGAUACCUCUACAUCAAGACCAUAUCCAACUAUAAAUGUUGAAUUCCACGAUCACACGUUGGUUGAGACCAUAAUUUAUUAUGUAAAUCUCAAUAUUUUACCAUUUGCUGAAAAAAUACUUUAAUCGCUGAAUGUAAAGACAAUGCAUAUUUAUAUAUAUAUAUAUAUAUAUAGAAGAGACUCCUAUAAAUAAACAGCUUAAAUUCAAUGACUACUGUUUAGCUUAUUUGUAUGUAUGCAUAAUUUGGGAAUUACCUGUUGUU
Molecule: messenger RNA, 3449 nt
Organism: Morone saxatilis (striped sea-bass)
Lineage: Eukaryota; Metazoa; Chordata; Actinopteri; Moronidae
Gene: pip5k1bb
Product: phosphatidylinositol-4-phosphate 5-kinase, type I, beta b
Exons: 15
Coding region: 432-2036 (534 amino acids)
Biological process (GO): phosphatidylinositol metabolic process
Molecular function (GO): phosphatidylinositol kinase activity
Source: RefSeq, a predicted model, not a curated record